Messenger RNA from Myotis davidii, 1269 nucleotides. It is a transcript of the gene JPT1, whose product is annotated as hematological and neurological expressed 1. Gene Ontology annotation, cellular component: nucleus. The transcript is spliced from 6 exons. The record is from RefSeq and is a predicted model, not a curated record. NCBI's taxonomy places the organism in Eukaryota, Metazoa, Chordata, Mammalia, Chiroptera, Vespertilionidae. The coding region runs from base 95 to 421 and encodes 108 amino acids.
GAAUAGUUACAGGGUUUUGCGGCCUCCAGGUGGCGGAUCCAACUUUUCAUUAGGCUUUGAUGAACCCACAGAACAGCCCGUGAGGAAGAACAAAAUGGCCUCUAGCAUCUUCGGGACACCCGAGGAAAAUCCCCCUUCGUGGGCCAAGUCGGCAGGUGCCAAGUCCAGUGGUGGCAGAGAAGAUCCUGAGUCGUCUGCACCCCCGAGAAGGAACUCCUCGGAGGCCAGCUCUGGAGACUUCCUAGACCUGAAGGGAGAAGGUGACAUUCAUGAAAACGUGGACGUAGACUUGCAGGCCAGCCUGGGGCAGAGCGAGGAGAAGCCGGUGCCCGCCGCCCCUGUGCCCAGCCCGGUGGCGCCGGCCCCGGUGCCAUCGCGGAGAAACCCCCCCGGCGGCAAGUCCAGCCUGGUCCUGGGCUAGCGGGCCUGUCGGCCGCGUCGUUCUGUCUGUUUGUCUGUUUCCUCCAUGCUUGUGAACUGCACAACUUGAGCCUGACUGUACAUCUUUUGGAUUUGUUUCAUUAAAGAAGCACUUUAUGUACUGCUGUCUUUCUUUCCCCUUUUUCUUUUGGAAGAGCAGGUGCUUCCUCUGUCCUGCUCCGGGUCUGGAGGCCAUGGCAUGAGAGCUCCCAGUAGUAGGUUGGCGGGAAAGCCUUUGAACCUCAUCCCGUGUUUUUAAAAACAAAUAAUUUGGUUCCAGAUGUAUUGGAGGAUCUUUUGUACUGAGGUUUUUAAAACCCUUUUCUUGUCAGCUUUACUUGGGUUUACCAAGCCUUGAUCGGACAGGCCAGUAAACAGUCCACAGGCACCGUCCCUAUGCCGCCCCCGCCCCCCAGGGCUAUCUUUAUGCCGAACCUUCUGGGUGUCGCCCGAACUUGUCCCUGCCCUUUGCUAAAAGCUCUUCCUGUGCCGUAUGGAACCACAGCGGCCUGUGCCUCAUGCCUUGCUGCCCGCAGAGCAAAGACACUGCCUUUUCUUUCUGAACCUUAAGCAAGAAGUCAGGCACUCGCUGGGCUGGCCCAGGAGCAAAGCCUCCUGCUGUCCCGCAGGGGACGCUCCAUGUCCACUCCAGCUGCCGGUUCCGAGUGUCCGUGAAGCAAGCGAGGGCGUGAGCUCACAGCACGGACCCCGCGGGCAGUGCUCUGACAGCCAGACGCUGUGUGCAUGAUGCUGGUGUUGACCAUGAAACGAAGUCUCAUCCUUAAAAACUGUGUUGUACUUCACAAUCCUGGACUGUUGCUUCAAGUAAACAAAUGUACCGAUUUUGAA